CCUCCCUAUCUCUCUUUGUCAAGCAUGUUCUUCACUUGGGCACGUCUCCUGGGAGGAGUUUUUAGCCAGACGGUCUCCUGGUUUAACGGGAAGCGAGCAGCGCUAACGAACCAUGUUUCCCCUGGCGCUGCUCUGCCUCUCCCUGCUCCCCCUCUCCUGUCUCUCUUCACCGGAAAUCACGCCCCCCUCGCCGGAAAACAUCGUCGCCGAUCAGCUUGCUCGCGCGUGGAACGAACUUCGAAAGUUUCAGGAUGCACCACGCGGCAGCGAAGUCCCCGGGAUGUCAAGAAUCAAGCAGUACCUUGGGAAGUUCGGCUACUUUCCGGCGGGUGACAGUUCCAACUUCUCCGAUACGUACGACGAGAACCUCGAGGCCUCGCUCCGCUCGUAUCAAUCCAAGCUGGGCCUGCCGGUUACCGGCAGUCUGGACAGGUCCACUUUGGUUCAGAUGGUUGCCCCUAGAUGCGGGGUCCAUGACAACCACGGCUCGGGCUCGGGCUGGUCUGGCCUGCCCAGACGGUACGCCUAUUUCCCGGGUCGGCCUAGAUGGAUGCCUGGUCGCACUCAGCUAGCCUACUGGGUCUCGCCGACGGACACGACCGACUACUUAACUAUAGACGACAUCCGGCAGGUAGUUGGCCGAGCCUUUGCCAAGUGGUCGGCCGCGAUCCCGAUUGACUUUAUGGAGACCCGGUAUCUGGAGGAUGCCGAUAUCCGGAUCGAAUUUUACGAGGGGGACCAUGGGGAUGGCGAGCCGUUUGACGGGGUGCUGGGGGUGCUAGCCCACGCAUUCUCGCCGGAGAAUGGCCGGCUGCACCUGGACCGGGCCGAGACUUGGGCUGUGGAUUUCAAGUCGCAGAAGUCAAAGGUGGCUGUGGACCUGGAGUCAGUGGCCCUGCAUGAGAUCGGGCACCUGCUGGGUCUGGGCCACUCCUCGGUCCGAGACGCGGUCAUGUACCCGAGUCUGCUGCCCAGAACAAGAAAGACCGAGCUGACCGCUGACGACGUCGAGGGCGUCCAGUCACUGUACGGGUCAAACCCCAAUUUCGACCCGGCUUCCCUCCAGACCGUUGGCCAGUCCGUUGACUCCGAUGCUCCUCCGGCGUCUCAUUCCCAUGCGAUUUUUCUCCUUCUUCUCUUCUUUUCCAUUUAUUUGUGCAAUUUUUCUAGGAAACAUUAUUUCGAUUUUUUUUUUGUUUAGCUUUUGAUUGGUUCUGUAAAUCUGGAAACGAACACGUGUCACGAUCAGUGGUGUAAAUUCGAGGAUAUUUGGCGCUUGAUUUGUAUACGUUUGUGGGAGUUUUUAAAUGCUUUUUCAACUUGCAUUGAAGAUAUUUUUCCGCGGUGAUAUUUAAAUGCCGUUAUAAUCAAGAGCUUCGU
Molecule: messenger RNA, 1380 nt
Organism: Nymphaea colorata (pocket water lily)
Lineage: Eukaryota; Viridiplantae; Streptophyta; Magnoliopsida; Nymphaeales; Nymphaeaceae
Product: metalloendoproteinase 4-MMP-like
Exons: 1
Coding region: 113-1201 (362 amino acids)
Biological process (GO): extracellular matrix organization; proteolysis; collagen catabolic process
Cellular component (GO): extracellular matrix
Molecular function (GO): zinc ion binding; metalloendopeptidase activity
Source: RefSeq, a predicted model, not a curated record